This is a messenger RNA of Symbiodinium natans, 1764 nucleotides long. Lineage: Eukaryota; Dinophyceae; Suessiales; Symbiodiniaceae. The record is from the annotation of a GenBank genome assembly.
AUGUGUGCUGUUGUUCGAGGUUCUUCCGGCUACAACAAUGGCUACAAGAAUGGCUACAACAAUGGCUACAAUGGACACACCGGUGGCUACGGCUACAAUGGGUACAGCCGAUCAGCUCCAAGUUCACGAUGGGCUUCUUCCAACAAUAGCAGCAACACUGAUGACAGCCGACGGUUCAUCCAAAAGCUCUCUCAAAGCAAGGGUGGCACAGCUGCACCGAGAACUGAGUUAGAGAUGAAAGCUUCUUUCGACGUCCGAUUGAAAGGUGACCAGUUGACGCGACAGAUUCUUGAAUGCAAAGACCAGUGGCAGCAAUGCUGGGGUGCUGCUGCCGAUUUGCGGCCAGAGGAGGGCAUUGUUGUUUCUCAAGCUCGUGUAGUUGUUUCAGGCCAAGCGGCAGUGAAGCGGUUCCUCGACGCGGAGAAGGGAGGUUUGCCAGAAGAUGCUGUGGCUGCUGUGGAGGUGGUCAUCAAUGCCGUGAGAAAGCUGCUCACGCUGGAGUGGGACGUGUCUCAGGAUGAGGUCAGGGAUUCCCUGCUCAGCAUUCUGGAAGAUGCAAGCGGUUGCUUGCAGAUCCGUCACAAGGACCACAAGGAAGCCAACAAAAGGAUUAUGGACAUCAUGGACGAGCUUGAGAAGCCCUGGUGCAUCAAACUGAAGCCGACAGCUGGAAACACGGCAGAGAAUGCUGAGGAGAGAGAGGGGCAAGACAGGAAGGAGAUCUUCAGCAAUUGGCGCCAUGCCACAGUGGGAUGGCUUUCCCGGCCCGAGAUGUUCUGCCCGGCAACACUUCCGAAGAUGCAGACUGCCAAGUCCAAGCAGCGUGGAGUCUAUGCCACGCGCGAAGAGUACAUGGACACAAUUGAAAAGCUGAUGGUUGGCAUGACUUUCAGCGACGGAAAUGCUGCCAUUUCCCCGCGAUGUUGGGUCAAGGAUUGUGGCUCUACUCUUUGGCCGAUACCUGAACCCAUGGGUCUUCACUGCCGGACACGCGGCUGUUCGCGGCCCGUCGUCUUGGCAUGCAGCAACAACAAGCACGACUCGGGCAUGUGCAAGAAAUGUGCUGCGGACAACACGCAGCAACUUCUGGGUCGUAAAGGUCCAAGAGCCUCCACCCACGUCUAUGAUUGUGUUCUGAGCCGUGUUGGAUUUGAUGGAAGACUGUACUUCGAGAACCUGGAAUCGCGCAGUCCGCCGCAAAUGAAUAUCCACUGGCGAACGACGAGACGUUUGCAGAGCCCGAACCUUGUUGCUCUUGUGAGGCUCACAGAACAAGGUGCGGCGCUCAAGUCAUCCGAUCGCAUCUACUGGGGAGAGGUUUCCCACCACCCUCCUCAUGGAGGAAAACCCCAGGACGAAGCUCGCAACAGAGAGAACGGCUAUCUGGCCGUGAACGUGUCGUCCAUUGCCGGGUUCGAGGAGGAUGCAUUCACGGAGGGGGAUUCCACUGCCAUUAUCGACUGCAUGACCUUCGUCCCUGAGUACAUUCCCGUCUUGAAGGCGCUUGAGAAGCAGAGGCAGGGGCAGAUGCCAUUUGAGGAUGGAGCUCUGCUGAAUCUUUGUUCUUGGCACAGACCAGACCUUGGCAACUUGCUGGAUCCCGAUGCAGAUCUCAGCAACUAUCGCCUUUUGGUGGAGUCCAUGGUGGAAGAGAGCAACUUGCUCCCAAUCAUGGCUGUCCGCCGAGAUCCUGUUCUGUCGGAGAAGCCGCUUGGCAUUGCUUGGCCCUCACGUGGCUCGCGCUUUAGUCCGGCAGUGCCUUGA